This is a messenger RNA of Lynx canadensis (Canada lynx), 2651 nucleotides long. It is a transcript of the gene CSNK2A1, whose product is annotated as casein kinase 2 alpha 1. Gene Ontology annotation, biological process: protein phosphorylation. Gene Ontology annotation, cellular component: nucleus; protein kinase CK2 complex; cytosol. The record is from RefSeq and is a predicted model, not a curated record. Gene Ontology annotation, molecular function: protein serine/threonine kinase activity; ATP binding. NCBI's taxonomy places the organism in Eukaryota, Metazoa, Chordata, Mammalia, Carnivora, Felidae.
CGAGCCGUGUGUCUCCUCCUCCGCCGCCGCCAUAUUGUCUGUGUGAGGAGAGGGGAGAGCGGCCGCCGCCGCUGCCGCUUCCACCACAGUUUGAAGAAAACAGGUCUGAAACAAGGUCAUACCCCCAGCUGCUUCUGAACACAUUGACUGCCAGAUCUCCAAACAUCAAGUCCACCUUCAUUCGCCAACCUGUCUGACAUGUCGGGACCCGUGCCAAGCAGGGCCAGAGUUUACCAGAUUGUUAAUACGCACAGACCCCGAGAGUACUGGGAUUAUGAGUCACAUGUGGUGGAGUGGGGUAAUCAAGAUGACUACCAACUCGUUCGAAAAUUAGGCCGGGGUAAAUACAGUGAAGUAUUUGAAGCCAUCAACAUCACAAAUAAUGAAAAAGUUGUUGUUAAAAUUCUCAAGCCAGUAAAGAAGAAGAAAAUCAAGCGUGAAAUAAAGAUUUUGGAGAAUUUACGAGGCGGUCCCAAUAUCAUCACACUGGCAGACAUUGUAAAAGACCCUGUGUCACGAACCCCUGCCUUGGUUUUUGAACACGUAAACAACACAGACUUCAAGCAAUUGUACCAGACGUUAACAGACUAUGAUAUUCGAUUUUACAUGUAUGAGAUUCUGAAGGCCCUGGAUUAUUGUCACAGCAUGGGAAUUAUGCACAGAGAUGUGAAGCCCCAUAAUGUCAUGAUUGAUCAUGAGCACAGAAAGCUACGACUAAUAGACUGGGGUUUGGCUGAGUUUUACCAUCCUGGCCAAGAAUACAAUGUCAGAGUUGCUUCCCGAUACUUCAAAGGUCCUGAGCUACUUGUAGACUAUCAGAUGUAUGAUUAUAGUUUGGAUAUGUGGAGCUUGGGUUGUAUGCUGGCAAGUAUGAUCUUCCGGAAGGAGCCAUUUUUCCAUGGACAUGACAAUUAUGAUCAGUUGGUGAGGAUAGCCAAGGUUCUGGGGACAGAAGAUUUAUAUGACUAUAUUGACAAAUACAACAUUGAAUUAGAUCCACGUUUCAAUGAUAUCUUGGGCAGACACUCCCGUAAGCGAUGGGAACGCUUUGUCCACAGUGAAAACCAGCACCUUGUCAGCCCCGAGGCCUUGGAUUUCUUGGACAAGCUGCUGCGAUAUGACCACCAGUCACGGCUUACCGCAAGAGAGGCCAUGGAGCACCCCUAUUUCUAUACUGUUGUGAAGGACCAGGCUCGAAUGGGCUCAUCUAGCAUGCCGGGGGGCAGUACGCCUGUCAGCAGCGCCAAUAUGAUGUCAGGGAUUUCUUCAGUGCCAACCCCUUCACCCCUUGGACCUCUGGCAGGCUCACCAGUGAUUGCUGCUGCCAACCCCCUUGGGAUGCCUGUUCCAGCUGCCGCUGGCGCUCAGCAGUAACGGCCCCUUCUGUCUCCUGAUGCCUAAGCAGAGGUGGGGGAGUCGACGCUCUCCUUGAUGCAGCUUGCGCCUGGCGGGGAGGGGUGAAAUACUUCAGAAGCACCGUGUCUGAACCGUUGCUUGUGGAUUUAUAGUAGUUCAGUCAUAAAAAAAAAAAAAUUAUAAUAGGCUGAUUUUCUUUUUUUUUUCCUUUUUUUUUUUUUCCUUUUCUUUUUUUUUUUAACUCGAACUUUUCAUAACUCAGGGGAUUCCCUGAAAAAUUACCUGCAGGUGGAAUAUUUCACGGACAAAAUUUUUCCCCCCUUUUAAAUUUAAUUUCUCAUCACUAAAGAACAAAGAUGAACCAGCCUCAAUCCCGGCUGCUGCAUUUGGGUGGAGAUCUCUUCCCAUGUCCAUCAUUGCUCCCCCACCAUCCCACACUUUGGGGGAUUUAUAUCUCAUGCUCUUCUCCAGAGAUUAUAAAAAUGUAGCUUCUUCAAGGGAGGUGGGAAGGAAGAAGGAAGGGAGGACCCAACCUACAAGAGCGUUGUGCUGCUGGUCACUUUUAUCACUUUACUCCAAGUGCUUCAGUGGGGUUGUCAUGGUGAAUCUAGUGGAAAUAUGUCUUAGUUUCAUUGAGAUGCUGAAUAUCACCUACCCAAAGUGCAGACAGGUCCUGAAAACUUCAAUCUGAAUCAUGUCUUAUUAACCGAGCCCUAAAUCCAACUCACUUAGACUUCUAGUUCCAGUUUAGUUUAAAAUGUUAAUACCUUCCCUCCCAGUCUCCUUACCUUGGUCCUCUCCGCCUUCAUCUCCCCACAUGCUCUGUAGCUGGUGGGAGGGGGAGGCAAAAUCUUUUCCAGUUUUCUUUGACUUGGCCAUUUUGAAUUCAGUUAGUUACUGGGCUUAACUUAUUGCUUUUUGCAAAAGAAACAAACAUUGUCUAUAUAGGUUUCAUGCUAGCAACUCUUUCAGAGCUAAUGGAAGAUGUGGCCACACGGAGUUUCAUUUUAAGCUUCCUGCCUUCUUUUCUUCCUUUCUUCCCCUUCCUUCACAUGCCAUCCAGUGAGAAGACCUGCCCCUCAGUCUUGUAAAUGUAUCUGAGAGGUAGGAGCAGAGCCACUGUCUCCAGUGAAACUGAAAUGGUAGACCUGUAAUUGUGGGAAAACUAUAAACUCUCUUGUUACAGCCCUGCCACCCCUUGCUGUGUGUAUAUAUAUAAUACUUUGUCCUUCACAUGUGAAAGAUCCAGUGUUGGAAUUCUUUGGUGUAAAUAAACGUUUGGUUUUAUUUAUCAA